AAAUUAUUAUAAAGUUUAGCCAACACAAAUGCCGUGUUAACAAUACACCUUCAAAUAUUCUGAAUGUAAUUUAUUAACGUUCUUUUCCCCCUUUCUUUACAGGACAUUUGAUACUUGAUAGAUUUAGCAGAAUUAAAAUAUAACAACGUUGUCGAUUCAUUUAUUAAUAUUUUUAUUUUAUCAUUGUUUAGACUAGUCUAGCCUCUGUCACACUGUCGACUGUGCUGUCACUGUGACUGUGACUAUCAGUGUGUGGUCACCGUGACUGUUUCCAAAGUGGUUUUCAUUAUAAUGGCAGACACCGCCUACGAGAGAAUCUUGUGUGUUAAAAAUGAUGUACAAGUGUAUAGGAUACCACCAAGACCAUCUAACAGAGGAUACAGAGCAGAUGAGUGGAAAUUGGAAUGUCCAGACUGGACAGGACGUUUACGUGUGGUAUCAAAAGGCAAAGAACUUAUAAUAAAAUUGGAAGAUAAAAACAGUGGUGAACUCUUUGCACAGUGUCCCGUUGAUGCAUACCCAGGUAUAGCCGUUGAGUCUGUGAUGGACUCAAGCAGAUAUUUUGUCUUAAGAAUCAAAGAUGAAAGUGGCAGAAGUGCAUUCAUAGGAAUAGGCUUCCAUGACAGAGCAGAUUCAUUUGAUUUGAAUGUAUCUAUUCAAGAUCAUUUUAAGUGGCUGAAGCAGGAGGCAGAGGAAGAAAAAAUAGCCCACACAUUAGAUGCUGGCCCUAAGUUAGAUCUUGGAUUCAAAGAAGGGCAAACAAUUAAACUAAAUUUAGGGACAAAAAAGGGGGAUAAUGCCAAAGCUCGUAAGCCUGCUACUAGUGCUUCUGGUAUAGGUUUGCUGCCGCCUCCACCUGGUGGCUCUAAGUUACCUCCCCCUGUAGCAUCAUCAUUCACAGUGAAACCCCCAGCGCAGCCAAACACAUUCCAGCCUCCACCAACACAAACGCAAGGACUAUUGCUAGAUCUAGGCUUGUCAGAACCCACUCCCAGUCCACAGAGACCUGUCACUGGCCAGAAUCCACCAGAUUUGUGGGGAGACUUUGCCAGUGCCCCUGGAUCCCAGUCUAGUUCCUCCAACAGCAGUAGUAGUGAUUGGGUUCAGUUUUGAUCACAUUUGUAUAUGAUUUGUAUGUAUGUACUUGUUAGUUAUCAGCUGCUGUCUCAUCCUCAACUUUAGGUAGGGAAUAACAUCUUUAUGGAAUUAUGUACUUUACUUUGUUAGGAAGUCAUUUAACCAUAAAGUUUCUAUGUAUUUCAAACACCAUUUUCUUGUGUUGUUAAUUAGACUAUAGUUAUGCGGACAAUUGUGCUAUUGACGGAAAUUGUAUACGUAUAUUUGAAUUGUUAAACAUUGUGUGGAAUUUAUUGUUGCUGUUUUUUUGUAGUCUCUAUGUUUAGUAUGUAGUUGAGAUGAUUCAACAACCUUUGAAUGGUAGCCUAUUAGCCACAAAUCUAUCCAAUAUUAUUCAAAUGCUGAAUAUCUUGAACAAACUAUAUCAACAAAUAUGUAUACUCAUUAUAAAGUUGUUUUAUUAGAGUGUAGAAGAAAGGGACAAGAACUUUAUUUAUUAACAGAAUACAAGCAAGUGGGUCAUAUGAUAAACAAAUUACUUCUUGAAAUUUGAAGUUUAAACUAGUAAUCGAAAUUGUUACUUAUAGAAUGUGAACAUUUUUUUAAACUUUACUGUAUGAAAACAAAUUUUGACUUGACCUCUUAGUGUCCACUAUACCAUAAUGAACAUCUAUUUAGUUAAACAAUCAAAAGAUUGAAUACUUGGUUUUUAGUUGCUGAAAACUGAAAACAUACUGCCCCCCCCAAAAAUGAAAAAAACAAAUGACAAGGAAUUAUUAUAUCUCUUUAACAAAACAUUUGUGUAUUUUUUUAUUUUUUUUUCUGUCCAUUUUAUUUUGGCUUCUUACACUUUUAUUUCCCUGUCAGACUGCAAGAUUAUGAAACAUAAUCCUUUAAGGCAUCUUUUCUCAAAGUUUUACUGGUAGUGACCCACCCCUGUUCCCAUUGAAACAAAACGUGUAUUUGCCCCCUUUAGCAAACUGCUGACCUGGGGAAGUGCUGUUGGCUUUUACAGUGGUGUCCAGGAGGGUUUUUAGAAUGUAAUAAAAGAGAAAAGAAAAUUUAAGACAUAUAAUUUUAACACAAUUUUCCUGUUUUAUUUUGCAUAAAUAUGUACAAAAUCCAAAUUUCAGUUUAGUUGGGUUCCUUUUUUUUUCCCGGAAAUAGUUUUCCUUAGAUAAUUUCUAAGUGUUUGCUAUACUAAAAAAUGCCUUUUUCUUAUAUUAAGAAGUGUGGAUGUCAGAGAAAAAGUAGACAGUAAGAAAAAUGAAUUGAAUAGAUGUUCAGUAUUGAAGUGUUUUCUUGCAAUCAGACUGCGCUAUUCAUCGCAGUUUAAAAAAAGUCAGUGGUCAACUUGAAUUUAUUUAAGAAGAAUGCAGCACUGGCCAAUGGACUACUAUUAAGUGAGGGACAUUCCAGGAACACAGCGCAUGUUGGUCUGUAAUAUUGUGUUGUCAUAAGGUCAUCUUCAUGUUAAGUCAUUUGCCGCAGACUUUUUAAAAAUUUCGUUGUCACAAAAGUUGUCAACAAAACGAUGUACAACAGUCAGAAGAAUUUUGAUCUUUCUUACACAAGAAGGUUGAGAAGAAUACUUUAACAGAAACAUUUUGAAAUGUCUUCUGCAAAUAUUUUUUAGUUGAGAUUUUUGCAAAUGCCUCAAGAGAAAAUGAAAUUGGCCUACAUUUUAAAAUAACUUCAACUUUAAAUAUUUAAUUUAUAAACAUUGGUAAUUAUGUCUUUUUUUUUCUUUGUUCAUAUUCGAACAUUGAUUGAUAACUACAAAAUGAAAAUACAACUUUUUUUUGCCCCUUGAAAUGGUUUUAGAACCACCCCCCCUCCCACGUUAGGAUGUUGCUCUUCCCUUAAGAGGAUGUCCAGGAGUGGGCCCACAGUUUGACAAACCAUACUUUUAUAUUUAUUACCUUUCCUCUUCAAGCCUAAAAAUGUUUAUAGGAAAUAUGCUUUGUUUUUUUUAUGUUUCCUAAAGGUAAACUUUCAUUGGAGUCAUACACGAAGGAGUAAAGUGCAAUAAUCCCUUGUGUAAAGAUAAGAUGACUAUGUUUCAUUGCUUCAUUAAACAUAACCUGUGUUACUUACAAACAAAAUAGUACUUCAAAUGUAUAACUUAAUGAAUAGACUAAUGAAAACCAUAAUAGAUCAGAAGUUGAUACUAGAAACUCUCUCUAAACAUAAUUUCAUCCUUAACUUGGUUGUGGUCUAGUAGGAUACAGACUAGAGGCUCACACAUGUUUGUUUAUUUAUUUUUUUAUGAUCAACAAAUAUGUCGUUUUGUAUAAAAUGUUAAUCUGUAAUCUGACUCAUUUGUUAUUAAAAUAAUUGUUAACUUGUUUUCUCAUGUCCAUUGUAGCCUACCAUUUUGAACAUCGUUGUAAUUUUUGUCCUUGUUUGAAUCUGUUCCUUUUGUUGAAAGUGAUGAAAAAAUGUAUGUCACAUGUGCCAUUUCUUUUCCUGUUGUUUCAAGGGUAUGCUGGGGUUCCUAUAUUUACAUUACCUUUUUUUUUUGUGUGUGUGGGGCAAUGUUUACCUUUUGAUUUACUCAUUACUUUCGACCUACCAUGUGAUGUCAUUCUUGACUUUUGUGUCACGGUACACAAAAAUUCCAUUGAGUCAGGGAUCACUUUUUGUCCUCAACGUUUUUAUUUUUAAUUAUUUUUUUUUUAAUUUGUGUGAAAAUUGUUUGAUGCUCUGAAUAGUUAAACGUGGACAGUCAAUGUGCUGUGUUAUCUGACAAAAUCAGCCUCUUGGUGUACCAAACUGUAAAAAUAGUAAUUAGGACUAACAGUGGUUAAAACAGGAACAUCAAAAAAAUGUUGUUUUUUUUAGAUAGAAAUAAAUAGUUUUACUCUAAUUGUCGUUUGUUUAAUUUCUGCCUUUUCCCCUAUUCUAAUGGUACAGCCAACCUUGUUAGAAACCCAGGUUAAAUAACUAAGAUGGUUGUAGCUGAUGAAUGGCUUUACUUCUGUUGGCUUGACAUCUUUUCCCAUGGAUGAAGGUUGUCUAAAAAAAUCACUGUAAGGAUGCCAUGAUGGUCCAUGAUAAGUUAAUGAUAUAGUCAGCUAAGCACACUUAUUUCAGUAUCCAUCUUGAUGGAGCACAGUCUCACAACAAGCUACCAAUAACAGUAAAUAGUUAGGACUACGACUCAUUUGAAUGUAUGUUUUAUGCAUCUAGUAAAUUGCAU
Biomphalaria glabrata is the source of this 4279-nucleotide messenger RNA. RefSeq names its product adaptin ear-binding coat-associated protein 1-like. Gene Ontology annotation, cellular component: clathrin vesicle coat; membrane. The transcript has 8 exons. Bases 292 to 1113 code for a protein of 273 amino acids. Lineage: Eukaryota; Metazoa; Mollusca; Gastropoda; Planorbidae. The record is from RefSeq and is a predicted model, not a curated record. Gene Ontology annotation, biological process: endocytosis.